GAGUUAAUCCGGACUGUGGCAGCGACGGGCGUUUCAUCUGUCUCACUGAGUGUGAGUGAUGAACGUCCCCGGGCGGAGGCAGCAGACACUCUGCCUCCAUCCCUAGCCGCCUCACUCCCACCCCCCCAUCAUCUCUGAACACCAGCACUCCUGGGGGGGGGGAGGGGGGUUGUGGAAGUAAAUAAACAUCACUGAACUCUGAAGCUCACUUAAAACAGUUGCAUUUUCCCGAUGACCAUUGCUAUUUUAGUUUUACGUUAUGGCCACAGCGUUGCGUUAAUUAAUAGGUAACGGAGCUCUUGGAUGGCUGUCGAUGGUUCUGGGGUUUAACUUUUGAGGAGUGUUUUUCCACUUGGGGCUCAGUGUACCUGUUUUGGCUUUGUUCUGUCCGAGUGUGAUUGAGGCCUUUUUCCUCACCUCGGCUGGAACUGAGUGAGUAGGCCAGAGGAUUUCAAGCCGCUUUAUUUAUGAUCUGUCACCUGCCGCUUUGAGAGCCGUCGGGAGAUUGGGGGGGGGGUUUGAAAGAUAUUAUACAAAACACGAAAUGCGUAGAAACUAAAUAGGCGACGGACGGGCGGAUGGCGUCAACCUAGCUUGCUAUCAGAAAAACACGGUCCAACUACAGUCUGAUUGACGUAGCGUGCAACGAAUGAUCUGUGUAGCCUGCUUGAUAGAAGUGGCAGGUGUCCAAUAGCCUCACUGCGAUAGGCGAUCGACGUGGCAGGUGGCCAAUAGUGUGCACAGGCUGGCUUCGUUGCCGACGCGACUAGUACAAGCAUAGACAGCUAUAGGUGAUUGACAGGUGUCAGGACCAGUCAACUGCUCAGAUGUAAUGAUUGACAGGAUUGCAAGACAAUGAAGACAACGCGUCUGUGUGCUUCCCUCCCUGUUGAAAAUGAUUGAUAUACCGGUGUUUGUGAUUGACGGCUGCUUGGGUCAAUCGAGGCGUGUUGAGUUACAUAAUGGAAAUUUAGAGGAUUUGAAUCCAAUCAAUCUAGUCGGCAGGACUGUUAAUAUCGAGACCGUGGGUGCAAUGUUAUACCAAUCAGUGUAGUGUUGGGGCGGGAUGUCUGGUUAUCAUGUUAGGUUGUCUUUUGUGUAUACAGAAGAUGGAUACAGUAUUCAAAGUGUCUACUUUGGAAAUGUGUUUUAUUUCGGGAAAUAUAUGUUUGUGCUUGGGCAAGUGAGAUUAUGUGAUGACAACGUUGAAUAUAAGGUGGAAUAGCAUUAAAGAGAAUAUAGCAUUGCUGGAAGAUACAUUGGAUGCACUACUGAAUAUAUUGGUUUUUACUCAAAUAAAAGGCAGCAGGAAAAUCUGAAGUUGGAGGAAGGUGCUCCAAUCAAGAUAAAAACACGUGUACACUUGGACUGACCAUCCAAGACUGUGUACAGCAAUAGAAGUGCCCAGUAUUAUUUAUGAGUUUGGACUACCAUGUGUAAAGGAUAAAGUUCAUCGCGGAUUAUUUGCUCAAAAGUGAAAAUCAACUAAGUAAUGAAGGAACUGUGGAAUAAUUGCAAUCAUUGAAGAAUGAGAGUCGUGCGAACAGACACUGUUUCAGGACUUGUCUUCCCAGACAGAAGCCUAUAGUCGUCCAGGUGAAAAUUCAGAGAAACGGAUACUUUACACCUUCUGUUCUGACUCCACACAUCUUAGCCUGAUGCAUCAUUACAGUAAUAUGUUCAGUUACAUGAGACAAGAUGGCCCAUGAAUUUCUUUCUUCACACAAGGAGAUUUUCAAGAUGGUGGCCACUUACAUCUGCAGUGGUAACAUCAAUGGGAAGGGAAUGACAGAGCGCAUCCAUAGUAUCAACCUUCACAACUUCAGCAACUCUGUGCUUGAAACACUAAAUGAGCAGCGAAACAGGGGACAUUUCUGCGAUGUGACAGUCCGCAUCCACGGAAGUAUGCUUAGAGCUCAUCGCUGUGUAUUGGCCGCUGGGAGCCCUUUCUUCCAAGACAAGCUGCUUUUGGGGUACAGUGACAUUGAAAUUCCAUCUGUAGUCUCAGUGCAGUCUGUUCAGAAGUUGAUUGAUUUCAUGUACAGCGGGGUGCUCCGCGUGUCCCAGAGUGAGGCCUUACAAAUCCUUACUGCAGCCAGCAUAUUGCAAAUCAAGACCGUCAUUGAUGAAUGCACUCGUAUUGUCUCUCAAACAGUUGCAAGCAGCGGAUACCCUACAAUAAGGGACUCAAACCAAGUAACACCACGAGGAACACCAGAAUCUGGUUCAUCAGGGCAGAGUAGUGAUACUGAAUCUGGAUAUGUACAAGCUCACUCCCAGCGUAAUGUUGAAAGAAUCUAUUCCUCCCUUUAUGCCUGCUCUGGAAUGCCGGUACAAAAUGGCACUGGCGAGAGAUCGCUUUAUGGUGCACCAGUGGUUAGCCAUCACAGCACACAACUGGUCCUGCAGAGAGAAGAGAAUGUAACUGAUCCAGCAUGGAUAACCAGAAUCCAAGAGAGGACACAGCAGAUGGAAAGAUAUCUUUCCACCCCAGAAACCACACACUGCCGCAAGCAACCACGGCCAGUUCGCAUCCAGACCAUCGUGGGCAAUGUUCAUAUCAAACAGGAGACCGAAGAUGAGUAUGAUUAUGAUUAUUAUGGAAAACAGAAAAGGAAUACUUCAGAACAAAAUGAAUCUGAGGAGUGCAAUGAAGACACUGACCAUGCUGAAGGUACUGAGAGUGAACCAAAAGGAGAAAGUUUUGACUCUGGUGUUAGCUCUUCCAAUGGGACUGAAACUGAUCCAAUAGACCAGCAGUUCAUUGCUGGCAUGAGCAGAGGAGGGCAAUCAGAUUUCAGACCAACUGAGCAGAAUGAGCUUCCUGCUGAAGACAGCCAACAGCUUGUCAAUGUGAAUCCCCCGUCUCCAGAAAGGACUUGCACUACAGAAAUGGAUACUAGAGGUCCUCAAAACAGCGAUGAAAACAUUGCAAGUGAAAAAGAAUUACAGCAAGCUCAAAUGAGCUCUUUGAUUUCAGUCUCACAGUCCCAGGCAACAACUCAGCUUUAUUUGAGGCAAUCAGAUACCCAAGCCACCAAUGUGAGAAUGCCACUGACCUUAACUAGCACUACUCCUGUCAUUGGCACUGCUGGGAGUACAUAUAUACCCACACUUUUCACCACUCAGAACACUACAAGUGGCAAGCUGUUUCAGUUCACGUUGCCACAACCACUGUCAAGCCAACAAACACAAUUUAUAACAAUUCCGCAACCUAACGUUACAACCUUUACCACACAGUUGCACCCACAACAAUCUCAGUCAACAAUGCAGAGUACAAGUGGACAGACUGAAAAAAAACCUUAUGAAUGCACUCUUUGUAAUAAAACCUUCACUGCAAAGCAGAACUAUGUGAAACAUAUGUUUGUCCAUACCGGGGAGAAGCCACAUCAGUGCAGCAUUUGUUGGCGAUCAUUUUCUCUGAAGGAUUAUCUGAUUAAACACAUGGUGACACACACUGGCGUGAGAGCCUAUCAGUGUAGUAUCUGCAACAAGCGUUUCACCCAAAAGAGCUCCCUCAACGUCCACAUGCGACUUCACCGUGGUGAGAAGUCCUACGAGUGCUACGUCUGCAAAAAGAAGUUCUCCCACAAGACCCUGCUGGAGAGGCACAUGGCACUCCAUGGCACUAGCUGCUCUGAGGUGACUACAUAUGUCUGUUCUGUUUGCCCAGCCAAGUUCGACCAAAUCGAACAAUUCAAUGAUCAUAUGAGAAUGCACGUUUCUGAUGGUUAAGAAACUUCUUUGAGAACAAAGUUGGAAUUAAUUUUAAACAAAAACACAUUUUUAAAACAAAAAGCGCUGGCAUAUUAUUAUCAGCAGCAAGAUGUUCAAGAAUUCUUCAGGAUGGUGGCCUUAAUGCCUGUUAUUGUGUGUGCUCCACUGGCUGGAUGACCACUACAGGCCUCAAGAUUUUUUUCCUCUCAUUCAGCUCUUGUUUAUUGCUAGCGUGUUGAACACUACAAAGGCCUACUAUCUCUACAGAUCUAAUCCAGUGUUGCAUUAUCUAAGGUGGAAUUUUCUUUGAGAUCAUUACACAGCAUUAAAUCCGGUAAACUGUGGUAUGCAACAUCUUUUCAAGUACAGUACUUGGUAUGUAUUGACAUUUCUGUGUUUUGAUGGUCACAAAAUUUGCCUUUUACCGAAGAUAACAUUGUAUGUAUAGUGGUUGUAAUGACACUGGCAGUUAUUUAUUAUUUACCUGCUGUGGACAGGUCAGUUACACAGAUGGGUUUCAUUUAGAAAAUUAAAAGGUUUAAUAUAUAAUGCAGCAUCCGUGCAACUGCAGUUAGGUACAAGAAUUUAUUUCACAGAUGUGCAAACAACUCAAUGUCAUUUCAAUGAGAAAAAGCGCAGUGAGUUUUUUUCUAAUUGCAGAUGGUUCCAGUAAAAAUUUACUACAUGGAUGUGCAUUUUUUACAACAGUAUUUGAGCAGAAGCAAGGCUUUUUGGAAUUUUUGAGUACACUGCCACUAAUAUUCAGAAGACUGUUAAGGUUGUAAGAUGAGCUGAAUUGAAGGAAGUUUUAUCCCCCCACAAUGUGUGGUUGAUAACAUUCAAAAUUAACAUAUAAUCAAUGUCUGUUUGACAUGCUGUCAUUUUGAUUGCUGCUCCUAUUUUGUCUCUUAUUUUAUUUUCAGACUGUCGAUGAUUAUUCCGAUCAAUUUUAAAAUAUUUUGAUUAAUUUCCUGUUGCCAUAGGCAUAAUUAGAGUUCCAUGGUGCAUGUUUUACAUUGCACCUACAUCAGUCAGUCAUUAUAAUGAAUAGGAAGUUUAGAAUGGCUUAAUUUGUGCAGUAUGAAUAAUAUUUGAGGAAGUGUGUCUUGAUCAAAUGAACUACUUUUUUCUGAUACCUUGUUUAAUUUCCUUGCCCAUAAACUUAGAAUAGAAACAUUGCAAAGAAGUAAUGCAGUUUAAAUGUUUAAUGUAUUUUUACAAAACUUAUUAAAAAAUACUUGAAACUCUUCACGUAUGCACAAUUUUAGCUAGAAAUAAACAUUAUACUGCAGAUAUUAGCUUUUAAGUCAUUCCCACAUGAAUGACAUUUUAUAGAGCCCAUUGGCCAAGAUGCACACCAUGACCCUGUUUUUAAAUCCUGCUGUUCACAAAGUGUCCCAUGAUGCAUAGGUUCUAUUCCUUUUAGAAUGUUUUGGAAUCAUAUUUGUAAACAACUCACACUUCUGUCCACUUGGUCAUAGAUUUUUCAUUUUAUACAAAAAGCCUGUAUGCGCUGUGCAUGUUCUUUGAGCCACUCUAGUAUUUGGUUCCAGCAUGCUACACUGGUAUGUACUGCGUUGAUGUUAUCUGCUAAUUCUUAUUUGUGGGUACAUAUUGGAGUACAUCAUUUGCACAGUGGAAUUGCUUAUCAUCAUACUAAUUUGUUUUCUAUCUCUAUCCUGCUCCAUAUAUACUAGAGUGUUACAGAUCUAAUUUGAGAUCUGUAGUACAGUGUGAUUAAUAUUUUGAACCACUUACCCAGUUUAUAAAUAAAUAUUCACAAUUUUAUCACAUAAAAUUGUAUUUAUUCAUUUAUUUCCCCAGAUUAGGUAAAAGUGGACACAAUCCUUAAGUGAAUCCAGUCAUUGCUUGUCUCCUAAAAUAUAUUUAAUUUUACAAUUUAGUUGCAGAUUUUUGUUUUUUGCUCUUCUUUAAUUUGACUUGCUCGUAGAAAUUACUUUCUCACAAUGAUGUUACCACUUACCACAUUUCAAAACAACUUAUGCCAAUCAAGGUAUUUUUCAAAUUUGUUCCUUAUAUUUCAACAUUAUAACACUCUCAUUAAGUAAAAUUGUUUGUGGAGGUGGAGAAUUAUUGAAUUUGCAAUUGCAUGUGAGCUGAAUUAAAUAAUUGGUGGUCCAUCCUAGGUUAAAGAUAUCCCCUACCAGUUUAGUUCCAUGUUGUUAUAAAGUUUACAAUUUUUACAGGCAGUUGCAGAGAUGAUGUUAUUUGAACUUUUCGUAAAAUAAGUCAUCAGACUGUUUUACCUAAUUCAGUAGGAAAUAAAAGUAGUACUGAUGACUGCAAAACUUAAACUUUAUGUAACAUAUCUUUCCUUCACAUACAAAAAUAAUGCACACUUUAUAGUUUUUACUCUGAUGAUCAAUGUUUAACUUCAUAAGAUUUCUCUAAAUUAUUUUAUCUAUUUAACAAUAAAUUUUUAAACGUUAUUGAUUCAUUUAAAUAUAGAUAAAAUAUGACAAUUGGUGGUUACAAUAUAACAGAAAAGUACUAUGCUUUUUCUUUUAAAUUGCGUGCUGAUGUUAAGCUUGAACAGCUAAUCAGAGACUAAUUGUAAACAACUUGGCCUUUUUUUGAUUUUUGAAAACUUUUCUCUCGGUACUUUUAAUUGACUUUUCACUAUUUUGACUGACUGACAAUUGAGCUCCAAAAAUAUGGCAACAAUAUUGUUAAUCUUUGAGAGGCAAAUGGGUCUUAGAAGUUUUGUUGGUUUAACAUUAUGGAGUACUGGUUUAGAUCUUGGGAUUUUAAGGUGCAAAUAUGAAAGUAAGGGUGGCUUUAAGCUGGGUAUUAUCUGCAACAAGUGGAAGCCUCUUGUAUGAUAUUAGCUGUUUUACUGGAAUAGUGUCCUGUGGAAGGAGUAUUUAACCAAGCUUAACUUUGCGAUGCAGUAUUUGUUUAUACAUAGUACACAUUUACGUUUUAUUACAGAAUAGAUCUGCCUUGCAAUAUUUAAUGCAAUCAUUUUGAAUCACUUGCAUAUCACCAGCCUGCUGCAUUCACAGUGACUCUUGGUUUCUUCAACUUUUGUCCUUUAUAUUCAAUGAACCUAAUGUCAGACAUAGGAAUGUGUACUAACAUGACAGUAUUAGAUUACUGAAACAACAGUUCAGAAAUUGUGAAACAUAGAAAUUAAUUUUCUGAAUGUACAACCCACUAUGCAUGUAUAGCACAGUCUAAAAUACCUUGGGUAUUUUAGUUUUCAUUUUUUGAGAUGUAACAUUCUGAAUCUUGGAGGCAAUGAAAAUAUUAAAAACUAUGCAUUUUAGUGUACAUGAUCAAUUGGUUAUCCCAUCCUUCACCUAUUUUCAUGCAUAUUUUUGGUAUUUUUUAUUCCAUUAAUGAUGCAAGAUAUACUUUUCCUCUGUAGUUCUGGGUUGUACAUAUAACUUUGCAUUGCUUACUUUAGAAGUUAACUUGACCAUGUAAGAACUUGCAGUUUAGAAUCUUACCUUUCUUUAUCAUCCUCUUUUUGUUUAAAAAAUACGUUUGUGUUACUAAUAUAGUAUGACACAUAGAUAGUGUGGAUCAGUGCCUUUAAAUAACAUAUGAAUGAUUUUUAAAAAAUAAAAUGCAAAAGUUAUUAAACCCUAUUUUCUGCAGGAGAAAUUGGGCAUAUUCUACAAUCUCACCAAUGAUGUCAGCAGAACUUAUCUCAAAUAAACAUAAAUCUUCAACCUGGGUUGUUUUUAAAGAAUGCAUAAUUGACAUGGGGACCAUUGAAGUAGAAGUUUGCCCUGCUGAGGAACAACAGUUAUUCAAAAUUGCAUUUAAAACUUCCUUGUAUCAGCUGAAAACAUCAGGAAAUAUUGAACAAGAACAGUUUUCUUUAAACAAAAGGAGAAAACAAUUAAAAAGAUACCCAAAUGCAGUUUUUAAAGAAUCACUUUUGGAUUGUUCCCUCAGUUCCAAUCAUCUCAGUUGUCCAUUGUCAGAAGUUAACUUCAAAAUGUUCCUGCAGAAGCUCGCUAUUUCAAAUAUCAUUUAUAUUGUAAGUAUUAUUAAUUAAGAUUAAAUUUCAAGAUAGCAUCUCCAUGGAUUAGCAUGGAUGGAGUUAUACCGAAUAAUUCUGCUGGAAUUUUUUUGUUUUUUAUAAAUUUAAUUAUGCACACUGAAUAUCACUAUUAAUAACCAAAGAAAAUAAUUGCAAGUUGAAUUGCAAACCUUAUUUUGAAGACAUUGGAAAUAAUAUUUUAGUCCUAGUAUCAAAGACAAAACAAAAAACUACAUACAACUUUAAGAUUUAAAGUUGUAUUUGGCUUAUGCCAUCUCUUAUUAUUCUUUCCCGUGUAAAUAAGAAUAUAGUAUUGUUGCACUGCAAUAUACAGUGUUGGAGUAAAAGGUAACAUGUAUGAUUAACAGUUAAAACCAUAGGUUUGUAGACAAAGCAUAUUUUAAUUAGUUACCUUCUGAGAGAUAAUAAAUGUAUGCUUACUCUUUUGGAGUAUCAACUGGUAUCUACUUGAUAAAAAGUUAAUUUCUCUGGUUAUUGCUCUCAGACCAGAGGAUGGAAAUGAGUGGCCUCCAGGUCAAAUUUUCUAACAAUUGAAGUUAAUGAAUAUAAUACCAGACACUGUGAGAUCAUGACUUUCUGAUUACUGUUAAAUACAAACAUGGUUUCAGCUUGAACCACCAUCAAAAAAGACUAAUGAAUAAAAUUGAUAGUCCCUUGAUGCUGGUCAAUAGCAUGAAGCACUAUCAAUUUUCUUUGAAAAGAUGUAAAUGUAAAAACAAUCCCUUCCUGGCUCACCCACCCCAUUGCAAAUUAAUGAUCUUUUUUAAUACUGGAUUGCUGCUUCAAGCCACUGAUUAGACUGACAAACUGUUGAAAAGAUGCAAUUGUAAAGAGAGCUAAUAGAUUCAUGUUUCAUGAGCUUUACACUGCUCUGUUUCUAAUUCCUUAAUAGUAAUCAGUGGUAAGUUAUGGUACAACCCAUGCCCAUGUGGUAAAUUGAACCAAUCAAAGUGCAACACGGGAUCAUGUUAUAAUUUUUCUUCUUGAAAUUAGAUGCAGUAUAUUGACAUAAAGUUGUAAGAAAGAAAUAACUGUAAAGGCCAUUAUUCCUGUAAGGAAGCUAUGUUAACAUUUUGAGUAUUUUGUGUUUUUAUAUAUUCAGGUAGAUAGAAAUGUGCGCUUGCACAAUCAGUUGAAAAUUUAGAAGCUCCAAUUCUACUUAUUUCAAAAGCGUAUGUAUAAUUAUCAAUCUGCCAACAUCUACAAAAGGCAGCAGUACAUUUAUUGAAAAGGUGAUUUGCUAAAUAGUUUGAGUUGUUGAAUUGUAGGAUCAGAACAGAGAACAGAUUAAGCAGGAUGUAUGUAAUCCAAGAGCUAAAGAAACCAUUCAUCAUUUAAGUAAAAUAGAAUGUUCAAUAAACAAGCUAUCAAAAGGCAGUACCAUUUGUGUGCUUAUAGCCCAAAGGUUUUCCAAUAACCCUUUAAGAACGAAUUUAAGGUAUUUCAUCAAAAACACAUCCAGUGUGAUGAAUAGUUACACGUCAUCCCUUUAGAAUGUGCGCUUUUUCUUGAAUUACAUACUAUAUGUGAUUGAGCAAUAAUAUUUAAAUAGCAAGAGUUCUGCUUAAAAUGCAGUUUUAAUAUAACAUUGGUGCCAUCCAUUUAAAAUUUUGUCACACUGCAGCUUUAUAACUGCUUCCAUCUGCAGCUCGCAAUUCUGAGAGGCAAGGUGAAAAUAUGGGUGGGCUGUUGUCUCCUUGGAAUAGAAAGAUGAUGUUUAAUGUGUAUUUUUGAGAUGAUUAUAGCAUACUUAAGGAAGCUUUUCAAUUAUUCUAGUAUAUAGUGAUGGCCCACAUUUAUCAAGACUGUAUGAGGCAAAAAUAGCAUUUGUCCUGAUGCAAGAACUGGAUGUCAAGAUGGAAAGAGUAACUGGUGACCACCACUGAGCUCUGUAUCCAAGGUUUAAAAAAAAUAGGUGAUAGCAUGAUCAUAGUUUAUGCCUUGUAACAAAAUUUGAGCAUUGCUACACAGUGCUCCACUUACCUGUCAGUGUGAUCACUUCCUGCUUCACAUUGCCUGCUUUAUUUAGCAUACAACAGGAUGAAAUAUUUUAAUUGCACGAUAACAGGAAUAAUUGCAGGAAUAAAAAAAGGCCUAUACAGCAUUAAAUUUGUUUAAACAUUUGGUAGAAUUGCCUCUUUCCAGUGCUCAACAGCAAGUGGGUUGCAUACAGAAGAUAAAACAGCUUAAAGUGUGCAGUUGGGCUGUACCGGUGGAGUGGUCCACUGAUGCUGGAUUUCGCCAACUAGCCACCAUUUUUUAAUAUGUAAAUAAAAGAUAUGGGUCAGUAGAAAACAACUUUGGUAAUGAUCCAGUACUUUGUAUUGUAAAAGUUUUCAUUUAAUCUGUACACCUAUGCGGUUGUGCAUUCUUUCAGCUUUUAAGUCAUGUUUCCAUUGUGAUUCUUUGCUUUCUUUUGGAAUAUUUUAGUAUGAUUUUCUAGGGUACAGUUUUUUUAGGAGGAGCAGGAAACAAAGCUUUUUCCAGCCUUUUUACUGUUAUUAAACUAACAAUUUGAGUUGAAAUUCUUAAACUAUAUUUUCCAUCAAAACUAGAGUGUAAUGAAUGAAUUUCAGAAUUGGAUUGUAAAGACUCAUACCAAGGAAAUCUAUCAGUCUCUAUUUCUCGGUUUAGCCCAGAAUAACAGUAUGUCUUUUUUUUAAAUGUAACAUCUGGAACCUUAGGUCGCUUGAAAAAAACAGAAAGAACUAACAGGUUAUCUGUAGUGUUGCAAUUUACUAGUUUUAAUGAAUUUCUUCCGGUUUUAAGAUUCAUACUGUAUAGAUAAACAAAUAUAACCCAGUCAGCAUAGGCAGUAGUACACUCCUGUUGUAUUUCACAAUUUUACUCAAGUUGCAAAAUUAAUAAUGACCCUACUCUCUGGAUGCCAAUAUGAAUUAUUUUUUAAAAAGUGUCCAAGUGAUAAGACUAUGUCUUACUACUCAAAUACACUAUAUUGUUGCUGUCUUGUAAAGUCAGCACAACCCUAGUGUGCAAGUUAAUGGUGGUGUUAUGCACUGAGAUAACUGCACUGCAUGAAUGAUUUCCACUACUGACCAGCAUUCACACUCAAAACAUUUGCACACGUAAGGGCUAAAAAUAAACCUUUUUUUGAGGUGGGAAGGGAUUUAUUGCAUGUGAAUAGAACCAAACCAGUGUUAGUGUCACAUCCAGUCAAUGUUCGAAGUAGUCACCAAAUGUAAAAUGGAACCCACUGGUGGGAACACUAGUACAGGAUACUAGCUGGUAACACAUUUGACAUGACACUAAUUCAGCACUUUUCUUUCCCUGUAAAUGAACACUAACCCAAAAAUUUGAAUCGGUUAACAUUUGUGACAAAUCUACUGAAUUUAUUAUGCCUUGACAUCUGCAUUUUUGGUUUUAUUAUUAGCUUUGUUGAUUAAUUGGAGUUAGUAAAUUAAAUAUGUUUUCCUUCUACAUAAAUACAGCUAUGUCAUUCAGACUGGUCAAAAAAAAAGUUUUUCCCCACUUAUUUUCUAAGACUUUGACAUCAUAACUUUGCACCUGGGAGAAGUGAAAUCUCCUUUGAAGAAUAGGCUGACAAAAACAUAUUCUCCAUUGUAACCAUAUACAAAACCUUCCCUUGGAUUUCAUCUUCUACUUAAAUUUUUAGUCAUUGAAUUUCCACCAUUGUAGCAACCAGUGACAUAAUUGCAUCUUUGGACCAUUAAAGGAAGUUCCUAAUGAAUGGAUCAAAGAUCUAGUUCAACUUGGAACCCUUUCCCCAGGACCAAGUAACCUUCAGAUAAUAGCAUUUGUUCUAUUUUUGGUGCAGUGUUCCUCUUCAAACUGAAAGAUAAUUAAUGGAGAGAUUUCACUUUUUGAAGUAAGUUAUCUCAUUAACUCACUCUGUGACAUAUACAAUAGAGUUCUAUAGGUUUUAAUUUACCAGUGUUUAAUAUUUUUGCAAACUCUAGCUGUAUCUUACCUGGCCCUACAUUAAAUCUUAUUCAAACUGGAGGCAUUGAUUUAUCAAACAAAUUAAUUCCAUUUUAAUCUGGCAUUUCAAUGGAUUUAUCACAAAAUCAAAAAUUCCCAAUUAUGUCAUAAUGACUGAAAAUGCAGAUGUCUUUUCCAGCCUUUGCCAAAAUCUGAUUUGUUUCAAAAGUAGAAUCUGCCUUAAGACACUUAAGCAACAGCCAACUAUUAUGUUGGAAGAACAGGCAGUUGGGCAUUUUUCCUAGGUACAAAAUAUCAGAUUCAUUCACUUUACUGUUGUGCACCUUUUCUACAUUACUAGCCCAACACUGUUGUAAUGAUAAUUAUUUUAUAUUUGUUUUAAUGUGACUACUGUAGACCAAAAAAAAAGACUUUAAUUUUACAAUAUUUACCCGAUCGUAUUCCAUUUAAUUUAUUUUAAAAUUCAUGAUGGGAAAAGCAUUUAGUAACUUUAAAAGAUGUCCUGAGACCAUAAUAAAUUUUUUAAAAAGUAAAAAAAAAAUGAGACUGCAGUUGCAAAAAUAUGAAGGAAGAUGAGGUUUGGUUGCUCACAGAGUCUUGUAGAUUAGUGGGUAAAACCAUUUCUUGACUUUUAUAUUAUAUUCUUACUCUUUUUCUUGCAGCUAAUGUUUCUUUUUUUAUAAUCUGCUAUUUUUAUUUUUGUAAGCAGUUUAUCUCCAUUUAAGAUGAAAAUUUAUCACAGAUUGUGUAUAGUUUUUGUUUUGUUUAUGGAAAGCACUGGACAAGUUUGACAUCCCCUUUAAUAGAAGGUGAUGUACAAUGAUUUUGAUUGCUUGCUGAAUGUUUUUUUUAUUCCUAAUUAUAAACACUAGGAUGGUUUUGCAUCUUCCAUAUUUUAUGCAAAAACAUGUAUGUGCCCUAUACUUAAAAAAAGAAGCUCUAGACAGCAUUUUUCUAUGUUUUGUGGAGAAUAAUCCUUUUGAAUGGUAGGAAAAUAUUUUUUGUUGUUGUACUAUUUUAUAUUUUUAAAAUGAUACAUUUAUUGGUAUAAGACUGUUUUGGUGAAGGAAUUAAAUGAAAACAAAGUCUGCCCUUAAGAAUGCUGCAGUAGCCUGUUUUGAAACUAAUUAUUGAUGUGUGUUCAAUUGGUUUUGUCUGUUUAUUGUUACAACAGUUUGUAUUUACUGCUGUUCCUCUGAUGACUAAUUAGGGGUUUUUAAGGGCGUUUUUGAUUUGUCAAACACACUGGAUUGUGAGUCUUUUGUAACAUGUGGGGCUAUUUUUUUGUGAUGCAAACAGCAGCACUGUCUCGAGCUGUCCUUUUUUCACUGCCUUUGUCCUUGAAUUUAAAAUUAUAGAUUUGAGAACUUGGCAGAGCAAUGAAAGAGACAAACUGGAGAUAUUUAAUGAACACCUGUUUAGGAAGACUAAAGCUCCUUGUUAGUGGAAAGUGUUCUAUUUCAGAUUUUUACAAGUUUCUGGUCUGAACUGUUAUAGGGAUUUUCCUUGGCUUUCCUUGUCUGAAAGAUAAACAAGCAAUGAAAGAAAUCCUUAAGAAGUGAUAUUGCUAAUCAUAAAUGCAAUUGCACACCUAAUAAAUAUUAUACCAUUUUAUAAACUAUUUAAUCUCAUAAUAAAAUGCAGAUGAUAGUGCACCAUAAUGAAUAGAAAAAUCUAUUCUAGUUGAACCUAUGUUCUUUGAGAUACAAAGCAGGUGCCUAUAUUUCUGUAGAAGUUUUGGUGCAAGCUUAUUGUUCUUCCUUGAUUAUUCAGUGUUGCACAUAUGCCUUUCCACUUCUAUAACAUUAAGUCUAUGUGCCUUCUGUUUUUGUUUCUAUUAUAUUGACAUUUGAAUGGUGAAAAUCAGAAUAGGAGCUUUUAAACCAUUCCAAAUAAGGUUUGUCUUGUUCUAGAGCCCAGCCUUCUUCCAGCAAACAACAUUCAGACUUGUGAAAAUAUCAUUAUAAGCACUGAAUUGUAGAUCUUUGUUGCAUUUGCAACUUUAUUAAAAAAAAGUCUAUAUGAAUUUAGAUUCCACUGUGAUUUCAAUGUCCAAAGUUAUAGUUUAUACUUUUUCACAUUAGUACACUUUUUAAUAAAUAUAAAUAUUGCCUUGUUUGAUAGUGUGAUAUAACAGGCUGAACCUAUUUUGUUGACAUAAUUCUAUUGAAUGAAUUAAGUGCAUUUUACUUCUGAAUUUCUAUGGUAGAACAUCCAUGUUGCCUUUGGUAUACACUUGCUGCUACUCAUUCCGAACACACAACACCAUGAAAAAGCAUGGUUGUGCAAGUGUAUUUGGGAGCUUUCUGGGCUAACAGAGUUUGAAAAUUACAUUGGCAUCAUAAAAAGUUAUAUUCUUAGGUAUUCAUUAGUGUGCCUGCUCUAUACUCAUUGUCAUAUUGCUCUUUCUAAUAAACAUAUGUCUGUAGAAAUUAAUUAGCACAAAAUUUUACAGGCAUUGCGCUUUAUGCACUAGUCAAUCUACUUACUUGGCCAAAAGUACAGUAGUACAAAAAGUUGUAAUUUUCACAUUCUUUGCACAUGUUUCUUGUUCACUGGUUGAAUAUGUACCUAAUUUAAUUGGCUAUUAUAGAUUAAUACCUGAAAUAACACAGCUUUGGUUUGAAUCUUAGCACUUUAGUAUUGAGGUUGCAUCAGAAUGUGUCCCUUUCAAGCCAUCUUCUCAUGUGUUUACGUAUGUAACUUUUAGAAACAAUGGAGAACAUAGAGAAUUUGGCUUAAAUACAUAUCCUGAUGUUGUUCAAAGGUGGAUAUAGUACUGGUAAACUAUUAAGUAAAUGUGUGAUUGCAUUUUCAUAUCUGAUUCAAUGCUUCACAAUCCUAUAACAUCUACUCCAUUGGAGCAUAAUUUUUGCACCAGUACAAUUUUGAGCUCUGACUUAAGUACAAGAUGUCCAAACUGGGAACUGUAUGCUGCAUAGGAAUGGUGUUUCUUAUUUUUAUAUGGUAAUUUUGAAAAAUUUCUUUGAGAAACAUGAACAUUCCUUGUGUAUACGGUAUCUAGCAUUUGUAUUUUGGUCUUUCAUUUCUCGGUUGUAUAAGAUGUUGAAUAAAGAAGAAUUUUAUUGCAGAUCUACAUAGCCCUUCUGAUUAGUUUAAUGCUACUUAGUGCUAAUAAUUGAUCCAAAGACGUCUAUUUUCUCCCACUGUCAGUUAUCAUCUUAAUGGACAGUGCUAAAUUUGAGACAAAAACUUGCUGGUUUAACUCGAAGCUGUGUUUCACAUGGUAGGCAAACAUUUUUCAAAGAUCUUCUGUCAAGGUGCUUAUUAAAUAUUUCCAGUAUAAGUGCUGCUACUAUGUAUUAGAAAUGAGGCUCUUUUUGUCAGUACAAAUGUGCAGUGGUCUGUGCUGAAGGAGAUUAGUUAAACUGGCAAUGUUCAUUUUAAUGUUCACUUGCCACGGUUGAGCCAUCUUGGUACAACAGGUGAAAACUAGCGUUUUGGGUUUUUCAAACAGUUGAAUAAACUUGUCUUGGUGUAAGGGAUCACUUUAGAAAUGUUGGCUUGUUAUAUUUCCAAACAGUUAGAUUGUGAAGCACCUUAUGCUUGUUGACCAGUUUUGUAGAGGUCAACAGUUUACUGUUUCUGUUCUGCACCUUACCUGUGGUACGGAACACGUACCCAUUUUUCCCAUGUCUAACGCCCGGCCUUUUUUGCCUUGUGUAUGAACCCUUUAUCUAAUAUUAAGAGAUUUGUUAAUUUGUAUUAAGGCUCAAUUGAGAAAGUUACAAAUCUACUCCAGGUUCUUCAUAAAGUUGAAUGACUUUUACUUCCCUAUGGCAAGUGUGAAUUUUAAAGCAUGAAGGGGAGUUCAUUGAAAAAAAAUCAAAAAAUUAAACUUUGGGAAGAGACCUUCACUGAAGAGAAAAUAAUUUUUUACUUCCAAUGUUUCUUUGUUUUAAUCAGGAAAUUUAAAAUUAUCCUCGACAGAGAUAUGUCUGAUCUCAAAGUUUUAAAUUAAAUUUCAGUUUAUUAAAGUACCCCAACAAAAAGGGGGUUCAAAACUAGAUGCCGUGACAUUGAGAUGUUAUACUUACGGGGUAGCUUUCUGGCCUUUUCAGUUGACUAUUGAAGAAACAGCCUAGCAUUUUUGAAGUGAUCUCCAACUUUACUCCCAUUUACUAUAGUACAGUAUGUUGGUAUAAAUUCAAGUACAAUUUUCAAGUGCUUUAAAUCCUGCCAGAUUUAUUAAAGCAACAGUAUCCUAACUUGCCAUUUAUUAGACUGUAUUUCUCAUGUAUUACCUGUGACAUGUGUAUUGUUAACUAGCUGUAUGCUUCAUUAUGUUAUUGUGACAUUUGAAUACUGUGAAGUUUUAUCUGCAUACUUACUUUAUACUGAAGUAUUAAGCCUUAAAUUUGUUCGUGUGAAAGAAUAAUUGACAUUCUGGGGAUGAAGAUUUCUUUUUUUAAUGUUACCAGCACUUUUUUGUAAGUUUCACUUUCCAAGUUAUUGUAAAGUUCACGCUGUAGUGAAGUUUGAACAUGAAGGAAUAAAAUCUCUAGUACUUU
Mobula hypostoma (lesser devil ray) is the source of this 16206-nucleotide messenger RNA. RefSeq names its product zinc finger and BTB domain-containing protein 20-like. Gene Ontology annotation, biological process: regulation of transcription by RNA polymerase II. The record is from RefSeq and is a predicted model, not a curated record. Gene Ontology annotation, molecular function: RNA polymerase II cis-regulatory region sequence-specific DNA binding; protein binding; DNA-binding transcription factor activity, RNA polymerase II-specific. NCBI's taxonomy places the organism in Eukaryota, Metazoa, Chordata, Chondrichthyes, Myliobatiformes, Myliobatidae. The coding region runs from base 1699 to 3735 and encodes 678 amino acids. The transcript has 8 exons.